UCCCUGCAGAUGGAGAGAGGCAGCAGCCACUUGGUCAGAAUGAUCCCCGUAUCAUCUGCCACUGACAGCGAGCGAAGUGCCCAGUUGUACGCUUAAAUUUCAGUGUUUCAUUGAAGGGAGUAUAACAUAACAACAUAGAGGGCAAAAAUAAAACUUAUAAUUUUUAAUAUAACAUAAAGCGGUCGGGAGUCGUGUCGUGUCCGUCGUCUGCCGUAGCUGAUGUGUCGACAAAGCACAACCUGAUCGAGCAGCUUCGACUUGGCAGGCCGUCCACUAAAUGAGCCAAAAGUUGUAUAUUACAACAGGCGAGACCCUACUAUGCAUCGACUCCAGCUGUGGACGCGGCGUUUACGCCUGCCGGGCACGACCUCUCAGUGGCGGCCUCCGCUGCUCAUGAUCGGGAAGGGACUGGGAGCUAUAGCAGCAGCCCCAACUCUUAUCCUAUUCGUCUUCUCGGCCUUCGUCUUUGCCACGUUUCUCUCUACUCUGAAGAACGAUGACAAGUGGAAUUUCCGGGCUAUUCAUCAGGCGAACGUAUCGGCAAUCGUCGCCCAAAACAAUCCGGCGAACGAAACGGGAGUCACAUCCCAGAACCAUCAGCGGAGCAUCCAACCACCACCGAUACUUGAAUUCCCUCUUAACUGCGGCAGUGGCGGGAACAAGACCAAUGGGACCUGCCCGAAAAGCUAUUAUCCGGCAACAUUUGGGCCCAAGCACGACCAGCUCCUGGGCCAGUUACUAGAAGCCGGUACAUGUCCAGACUACUUCCGAUGGAUCCAUGAGGACCUCCGGCCGUGGAGGGACUCUGGGAUCACAAGGGACAUGGUGGAGAGAGCCCGAAGAACGGCCCAUUUCCGGCUAGCGAUCAUUGAUGGCAGGGCCUACGUGAAGAAAUACAGGAAGUCUAUACAGUCGAGAGACUUGUUCACCAUAUGGGGUAUCAUGCAGCUUCUGAGGAGGUAUCCAGGUCGGGUCCCGGACCUGGAGCUCAUGUUCGACUCUGACGAUCGGCCCGUUGUCCAGUGGAGGGACUACAGGAGAGCCAACAGCACAGCCCCGCCGCCACUAUUCCGGUAUUGUGGGGACAGGUGGACGCUGGAUAUCGUGUUUCCCGAUUGGUCCUUCUGGGGUUGGGCUGAGAUCAAUAUAAGGCCAUGGGAGAACUUGCUGAAAGAGUUAAAAGAAGGCAAUGACCGGACCAAGUGGACUGACAGAGAGCCUUAUGCGUACUGGAAGGGGAACCCUUACGUGGCGGAAACCCGAAAAGACCUACUCAAAUGCAACGUCUCCGAAUCACAUGACUGGAACGCUCGCCUGUUCAUCCAAGACUGGAUCAAGGAAUCUCAGCAGGGAUUCCAGCACUCCGGCCUAGCAGACCAGUGCACCCACAGAUACAAGAUCUACGUAGAAGGCUAUGCUUGGUCGGUAAGCGAGAAGUACAUUCUAGCAUGCGACUCCACGGCUCUGCUCGUGAAGCCCCACUACUACGACUUCUUCACCCGAAGCCUAGAGCCCCUCCACCACUACUGGCCCGUAAGAGAGAACGACAAGUGCAGGUCCAUCAAGUUCGCGGUCGAAUGGGGUAAUACCCACAAACGUGAGGCCGAGGCAAUGGGCAGAGCUGCGGCAGCCUUCAUCCAAGAGCAAGUGAAGAUGGAGGACGUGUAUGAUUACAUGUUCCACCUGCUGAACGAGUACUCCAAGCUCAUGAGGUUCGUGCCCAAAGUGCCACAUGGGGCAGUGGAGAUCUGCUCAGAGGCAAUGGGCUGCUCUGCUUCAGAUGGGCCACAUAGGGAAUUCAUGAUGGAGUCGUUGGUUAAGGGUCCAUCUACUAGUGGGCCCUGCAGUUUGCCUCCACCCUUUGAGCCCAAAGCGUAUGCUUCUCUGUGGAGGAAAAGCAUCAGUGCCAUUAGGAGGGUCGAGAGGUGGGAGAAUGCAUACUGGGAUGAAUUCCUCAAGAAGAAUCAGUAAGCUCUAGAUUGAAACAGUUAUCGAUCGGUAGAUGAAAGGGACCGAAGCAUAGAGAAAUAUAGACCAACAAAACUACGUUGAAGAACACAAAAGUAGGUUAUCGAUCGGGUCCCCAUGAUAUCGGGAAAUUUAUAUCCACGUUUGUAAAGGGAACUCUCGAUUCUUAAUCAUCCUCCUCCUCCUCCUCCUCUUUCUAGGACAGACUGAGCAUUUAAGAUGUCUACCAAACAAGGGUGCCCUUAUGGUUCUUGAUCAUUCAUUGGAUAUUGUCGACCGUACGGUCAUCAUUUACCCA
Punica granatum (pomegranate) is the source of this 2266-nucleotide messenger RNA. Lineage: Eukaryota; Viridiplantae; Streptophyta; Magnoliopsida; Myrtales; Lythraceae. The record is from RefSeq and is a predicted model, not a curated record.